CAAGAAACCCUCAUCUUAUAACCCUUUACUCCUCCAUUUCAUUUGCUCGCACUAUCAACGCUAGGUAAGUCCUUUGGUCUCGGCUUCUGCAGCUCUAUCGAGGUUGACAAAAAAUGGCAUCAACAUUGAGCACUAUGUCUAGUAUGGGCUCUCUUGCUGCUAUUUGCAACCUUUCAAGAGACAAGAAGAGCUCUGUGUCUUCUGAGAAGUAUUCUCAGUUCUCUUCUCUUGCUUCUAUAUCAUCCACUUCAUUCAAUAACAGGAGUCAAGUCGUAAGAAUGCAAAGGAGGGGAGGUUCCUCUGGUAUAAGGGCCAUGGCUAAGGAGUUGUAUUUUAAUAAAGAUGGAUCAGCCACCAAGAAACUACAAGCUGGUGUUAACAAGCUUGCGGACCUUGUUGGUGUUACUCUUGGUCCAAAGGGAAGGAAUGUGGUCUUGGAGAGCAAGUAUGGCUCCCCAAGAAUUGUAAAUGAUGGUGUUACAGUGGCAAAAGAGGUUGAGCUAGAGGACCCUGUUGAGAACAUUGGUGCUAAGUUGGUGAGGCAAGCUGCUGCAAAGACGAACGACCUUGCGGGAGAUGGUACUACCACUUCUGUUGUUCUUGCGCAGGGCCUUAUCGCGGAAGGCGUAAAGGUAGUUGCUGCUGGUGCUAAUCCUGUACAAAUAACCAGGGGUAUUGAGAAAACUACAAAGGCCUUAGUGUCAGAACUCAAAUUGAUAUCGAAAGAGGUUGAAGAUAGUGAACUGGCUGAUGUGGCUGCUGUCAGUGCUGGAAACAACUAUGAAAUAGGAAACAUGAUUGCUGAGGCCCUGAGUAAAGUGGGUAGAAGGGGUGUUGUGACCCUUGAAGAAGGGAAGAGUGCAGAGAACAAUCUCUAUGUAGUGGAAGGAAUGCAAUUUGAUCGUGGUUACAUUUCUCCUUACUUUGUGACUGAUAGUGAAAAGAUGUCUGUUGAAUAUGAGAACUGUAAGCUGCUUCUCGUGGACAAGAAGAUCACAAAUGCAAGGGAUUUGAUUAACGUCUUGGAGGAUGCCAUUAGAGGGAGCUAUCCAAUCUUGAUAAUUGCUGAGGACAUUGAACAAGAGGCCCUUGCAACCUUGGUUGUGAACAAGCUCAGGGGUGCCUUGAAAAUAGCUGCUCUGAAAGCCCCUGGAUUCGGAGAGCGCAAGAGCCAGUAUUUGGAUGAUAUUGCUAUCCUUACUGGAGCAACUGUGAUUAGAGAUGAGGUGGGAUUAGCUCUUGACAAAGCUGGAAAGGAAGUGUUGGGCAAUGCUGCGAAGGUUGUUCUUACAAAGGAUGCAACCACCAUUGUUGGUGAUGGAAGCACACAAGAGGUUGUGAAUAAGCGGGUUUUACAGAUCAAAAACCUAAUAGAGGCUUCCGAGCAGGAUUAUGAGAAAGAGAAGCUGAAUGAGAGAAUAGCAAAACUCUCCGGUGGUGUUGCUGUCAUUCAGGUUGGAGCUCAAACAGAAACAGAGUUGAAAGAGAAGAAAUUGAGAGUUGAAGAUGCUUUGAAUGCGACAAAGGCGGCUGUUGAGGAAGGGAUUGUUGUUGGCGGUGGAUGCACCCUUUUGAGACUUGCUUCAAAAGUAGAUGCUAUUAAAGGCACUCUGGAAAACGAUGAACAGAAGAUUGGUGCUGAUAUUGUCAAGAGGGCUCUAAGCUAUCCAUUGAAACUAAUUGCUAAAAAUGCCGGUGUCAAUGGAAGUGUGGUAACUGAAAAGGUCCUUUCAAGUGAUAACCCUAAGUAUGGAUACAAUGCCGCAACUGGAAAUUACGAGGAUUUAAUGGCCGCUGGAAUUAUUGAUCCCACAAAGGUGGUGAGAUGUUGUUUGGAGCAUGCUGCAUCGGUAGCCAGGACCUUCCUCACGUCUGAUGUUGUGGUGGUUGACAUCAAGGAGCCCGAGCCUGUCCCUGCUGGAAACCCCAUGGAUAACUCAGGGUAUGGAUAUUGAGGAAAUUGGUUGCAAAGGAGGGAAAGAAUAAGAUCCUCACGCCAUCAUUGGUGUGGGUCGUCCUUUUUGUAAAAUUCUCAUUAUUCCCAUUAUUAUGUUUUGAAAGAGUCGUAGGAGAAAAAUUGAAAACCCUUUAGCUGGGUUAGCUGGCUGGGUUCGGCAAAGGAUUGGUAGGGUGCUCCUCUCUCUCUCUCUCUCUCUCGCUUUUUUUUACUGCCUUUCAGACAACAGUGCUUUUGAUGAAAGGAAUGAAGCAUUUAAUGUGUUGGUUCUCAUCCCUUUGGUUAAUUAA
This is a messenger RNA of Amborella trichopoda, 2247 nucleotides long. RefSeq names its product ruBisCO large subunit-binding protein subunit beta, chloroplastic. Lineage: Eukaryota; Viridiplantae; Streptophyta; Magnoliopsida; Amborellales; Amborellaceae. Gene Ontology annotation, molecular function: ATP-dependent protein folding chaperone; ATP binding. The record is from RefSeq and is a predicted model, not a curated record. Gene Ontology annotation, biological process: protein refolding.